AUGUUGGCUGCUGUUGUUGCUGUAUUCAAUGGAGCUGGAUUUGAAGAUUUGCAACAGCUUAAUAAUAUGCUGCAACAAUCCCAUAAAGAAGAGCGGUGUCGCAAGCAAGAAUUUGGUGCGAUUGACAUUGAUCGUAGGUCAGAUAACAAAGACAACAUCAAGAACGAAAUGGAUACAAAAUGUUGCCUGUCUUUUGACUUAUCAGAGCACGGAUUUGGUGUUAUUUCAGAUGAUGACAGUAGCAUAAAGGCAGAUUAUUUUGGUGUAAAUCAAGAUUCUGAUCUUAUGAACAUAGUUGAACCUGCGGAUGGAACAUUAACCUCACCUGAAAAUUUGGGCAGCCUAGAAUAUGAUAAUCUUUUCAACAAGCCUAGUACAGAUUACGAUUGGUGGGAUUUUUGGUCAUAA
This is a messenger RNA of Nicotiana attenuata, 408 nucleotides long. RefSeq lists its product as uncharacterized. The transcript has 2 exons. The coding region runs from base 1 to 408 and encodes 135 amino acids. The record is from RefSeq and is a predicted model, not a curated record. Lineage: Eukaryota; Viridiplantae; Streptophyta; Magnoliopsida; Solanales; Solanaceae.